AGUAAUGGUCCCGAGCAAUUCACACAUAUUUAUUUCUGCAUUUUAGAAGCUUCAAGCCGGGGAGUGAAAUCCGGACAGGUUGUUAUAGCUACGCAAUCCGCGGGGGUUCCGAUGUCUAUUUAAAAGCCCCCUCGAACCCUCCCCUCUCUCCCCCUUGAAACUACAUUAUAUAUCACACGCACUGCAAUUCUCAAUGAGCUCCAAAAAAGACAUCUUCAAAUUGCCUCCUUGAGCGAGGUGGGGAACGUAUCAUCACAGAUCACCCUUUGGCAAUUCCUCAUGACUGGGUCCUAAAAAAAAAAACAGAGGCAAGCAAGCUUUUUAACAUUUUUUUUAGAUGACUGUCAGCCUCUGCCGCAGCGUGAUCGCCACGCGCGUGUUGAUUGGCGCAAAACGAUAAAGAUCCCAUCAGCGCCACUGUUUGAUUGUUGUUGUUGAUUUUUUUUUGGGGGGGUGUGAGGAGGGUGACACUUUUGGUUCUGAUCUGUGAGCGGGUCUAGCGGGCGCGCAGCAUCAGGCAUCACGUUGGAAAGGUUCGGACGAACUUUUUUUUUUUAAGGAUGAUAUUCGUUGGAUGUUUCCUCUUGUUGCUCUGCGGGCUCACGCGUGUCAUGGCAAGUUAUCCCAUCUGGUGGUCGCUAGCGGUGCGCCACCAGUACUCGUCGUUGGGCACGCAACCCAUCCUCUGCAGCAGCAUUCCAGGCCUGGUGCCCAAGCAGCUGGGCUUCUGCCGCAACUACUUGGAAAUCAUGCCCAACGUGGCGGAAGGGGUGAAGAUUGGCAUCCAGGAGUGCCAACACCAGUUCAGAGGGCGGCGCUGGAACUGCACCACCAUCAAAGAUAAUCUGGCCAUUUUUGGACCGGUGUUGGAUAAGGCCACUCGAGAGUCAGCGUUCGUCCACGCCAUCGCCUCGGCCGGAGUGGCCUUUGCGGUCACCCGGGCCUGCGCCGAUGGCUCCGCCACCAUCUGCGGCUGCGACACGCGUUACAAGGGCCCCCCCGGUGACGGCUGGAAGUGGGGCGGUUGCAGCGAAAACGUGGACUUUGGCGGCAUGGUGUCCCGAGAGUUUGCCGAUGCGAGGGAGAAUCGCAGAACCGAUGCCCGCUCGGCCAUGAAUCUCCAUAACAACGAGGCCGGCCGGACGGCUCUCUACGACAACAUUUUCCUAAAGUGCAAGUGCCACGGGCUGUCGGGCAGCUGCGAGGUCAAGACCUGCUGGUGGUCUCAGCCGGACUUCAGGGUCAUCGGCGACUACAUGAAGGACAAAUACGACAGUGCCUCGGAGAUGGUGGUGGAGAAGCACAAGGAGUCACGCGGCUGGGUGGAGACCCUCAGACCCAGGUACAACUACUUCAAGCCCCCCACCGAGCACGACCUGGUCUACUACGAGAGCUCGCCCAAUUUCUGCGACCCCAACGCCGAGACGGGCUCGUUCGGCACCCGCGACCGCGUUUGUAAUCUGACAUCGCACGGUAUAGACGGCUGCGACCUGCUGUGCUGCGGCCGCGGCCACAACACCCGGACGGAGAGGCGCAAAGAGAAGUGCCACUGCAUUUUCCAUUGGUGCUGCUACGUCAGCUGCCAGGAGUGCAUCAGGGUCUACGAUGUGCACACCUGCAAAUAGCACCUGCCUCUCCAUCUUGAAGCUUCAGACUUUGGACUGAGCCCGUCCGUCUUUGGGGUCCAGCAGACGGAAACUCGCAUUCCCUUCACGGAGGCCCGAAAAGUCCGCCUCCAUCUUCUGGGAGGCUUCACGAGAGGAUGUUUAAAGGUAUCGUGGACUACCGGUUUCUAAUUUUGAGUCGGAAAGGACUGCUUGGUUAAAUGUCAAACACCAUAUUGGUGUUUUUAGUUUGUUUUUUGUUUUCAAAUGUAGUCUUUGUCUUCCGUGUAGUUCAGUUGAGAAUAGUACGAUUUGUGGCAGCACGGAGGAAUAGUGGUUAUCGUUAGGGCUGGAAACGAUUAAUCGGCCGGCCGAUUUAAUCGGACAAGAGUAGCUCUUUCAAAAUCUUAAAAAAAAAAAAAAAACAUUUUUUUAAAAAAAAAGCAUUAACACAACAUAAAACAAAAAAAUGCCAUUCAAACAUUCACCUGCGUCAAAAGUGAGCAAAAAUGUUUGGCAAUUUUUCAUGUAAUUCAUCCGGCGUGUAUUAUCGUAAACUUUAAGGCACCCCAAAAAAUAAGUUAUUUUAUUCAAUUAAUUUUUGUAAUUAAUCGGCCGAUUAGUUGCUUACCUGACUUUUAUUCUGGAAAAUAUUGGAAUCUGCAUCAGCCUAAAAAAGCCAUAUGUGUCGGAACCUCGUUAGCGCAUUGCUUUCGCGGAUCUGAGGUUUGUGGUUCAAAUCCGGGCCUUUCUGUGUGGAGCUUAUGUGUUGUCCCUUUGCUUGUGUGUGCUUUCU
Hippocampus zosterae (dwarf seahorse) is the source of this 2400-nucleotide messenger RNA. It is a transcript of the gene wnt3a, whose product is annotated as wingless-type MMTV integration site family, member 3A. NCBI's taxonomy places the organism in Eukaryota, Metazoa, Chordata, Actinopteri, Syngnathiformes, Syngnathidae. The record is from RefSeq and is a predicted model, not a curated record. Gene Ontology annotation, molecular function: frizzled binding; cytokine activity. The transcript has 4 exons. Gene Ontology annotation, biological process: multicellular organism development; canonical Wnt signaling pathway; neuron differentiation. Gene Ontology annotation, cellular component: extracellular region. The coding region runs from base 561 to 1625 and encodes 354 amino acids.